Prorocentrum cordatum is the source of this 2943-nucleotide messenger RNA. The record is from the annotation of a GenBank genome assembly. Lineage: Eukaryota; Dinophyceae; Prorocentrales; Prorocentraceae.
AUGGCGCAAUGGUCCAGCACGGCACGACACCAGUCGUGGCACGCGUCGCACGGCCAGGGAUGGGGCUCGCAGUCUUCAUCAUGGUGGCAGUGCAACUUCUGCUCGUGGUGGAAUACCGCGGACAAGAAGAAGUGUGCGCAGUGCGGGUGCAAGAAGACCUGGGCGCAGGUUGCAACCGGGCACGUGAACGUGAAGAACGGCCACAUCGACCACCCAGUGAGGAACGAGAUCAGCACGCUCUCGGGCCAGGUGGCGAAUAUGUCGUCUCAGCAGUCGCUCCUCCCUCAGUCGCAGCCGGGAGCGGACAAUGCCGAGGUGAAGCAGGUGGAUGCGGCACUUGCCAACCUCCCGCCGGGGCCAGAGUACGCCUCAGCGAGAGCAGAGCUGACGAAGGCCGCGCAGGCGGCCCGAAUGAAGAUUGUGAAGUCAAAGCCGCUCGGCGCCCAGCUGGACUCGUGCAAGGGCGCGUUGGACAGGCGCACGAAGCGCAUCUCCGAGAUCGACGCGAUGGCGGACAAGCUCCAGCUGGCCCGUGCGACGGCGACGCAGGAGCAGGAGAGGCUCCAGGCCGAGUUGGCGGAGCUGCAGAAGAAUGCAGCGCAGCAGCCAAGCCAGCCGAACUCCAUAGAGGCAAUGACGUCGGUCCUCGACGACGUCCUGAAGGAGAUGUCGGUAGGCUUCGUGGACCCACAACACGUGGCGCAAGCGAAGGGCCUGAUGCAGCAGCUCGUCACCGGCAUCCAGUCCAUAGCAGCGCAGGCACAGCAGACAGCCUCAGUAGCAGCAGUGACGGUGCCCGCCGUUCAUCAGCCGGUUCCGGUCGACACCUCUGGGGACAUCGAGCUGGAGGUGCCGCCGCUGCCUGGGAUGGGGUCUGUCACAGAUCCCGCCAUGGAGGUAGGACGCAAGCCUUUCAAGAGCAAGACCCCCCCCCAUGCCACCGCGUACGGGCCAGUUUUUCCAGCCCCUGGAGCGGUGGCCCUGAGAAGGCUCAUGCUCAUGAAGCCGGGGGUGGAGCCGACCGCCCGGGAAGAUCACAGGUUGCUCGUGGCAGAGUUUGGGGUUCCCCAGGGCUGCCAUGACAGCCCGGCGGAGAAAACCAAAGGCCCCGGGAAGUUCCGCUUCAAUCAGUUGGAGUUGAGGAACGGAUGGGCCGCUGAGCGAUUCAAGCGUUACGUGUGGGAUUUCUCACCCAAGCCAGGCACUGUCGACGAACACCUUCGCGAUUUGAAUGCCUACGUGAAGGACGUUGCCGAGUGGCUGGCGUCUUACAUAUGCUCCGAAGGAGGCGUGUUUGAACAGUGGAACGUGGACCCGAAAGUUACCUCCCUUGUGGCGCGGCUGCACGAGGGGUCGUGGUUCUCGCACGGCUCGCUCGACACAGUUGCGCGGUCGCACAAGGGAGGGCGCCAGGGAUGCAUAUUCGGAGCUACGGUUUUCAACGCGGGAUACUCGGUCCCGAUCAAAAUGCUCCACGAGGAAAUGAGGCGCAAAGGCAUUACCUUACGCGUGAGAUCGGGGGAGAAGGCGUUCCGGGGCACUACCGAGGACGAAGGGGAGGAAGCCGCCACCGAGGAGGAAAUCAUCGACGCCACGUUCGUGGACGACGAAUGUAUCGCGUUAGUGGCUGCUUCCCCACAGCUCCUCGAUCGUGCUAUCCAGACGCUGCUAGAAGUAUUGUGCCGGCUGUUCCGCUUAUGCGCAAUGGUGAUAAAUUGGGCUCCGGGUAAGACGGAGUGCAUGCUCCGGCACGAGGACGGCGUGUACGUCAAAUCAGAUCACGAUGGCGCUAUCAAAUUGUCCAUUGUGUCGAAGUAUAAGCAUCUCGGAACAGUUGUCUCCAUCGCAGGCACCUGUAAACCCGAUGCUGAGAAGAGGGCAUCAGCAGCCAUGGACGCAUACGCGCCAGUUGCGAUCCGUGUAUUUGGUGCUCCGAACAUAUCCAUCGCUACAAAGAUGCACGCCGUUAAGGCACGCAUCUUGACAAAGCUGAUGUUCCAUGCACGCGUUGUCACGCCCGACGCACAUUUCGCGCGGACGUUGAACCAGGUGUACAUGAGGGUGCCACGGCGCAUUGUGGACAAGGUCCGGUUUGGGCCAGGGCAAGGACAAUGGCUGGACGUGAUAUGCGGCCAAGACCAGCGAUGGCACGAUAUCGUUGAUGCGAUUCAUUUUUCAGAGAGCAAGUGUGACAGCUGCGCCUCACCGGACGGGGUGCAGCUCAAUUUCGCUUGCGACAUGUGCCCCGGGCCCAAUCCACCAACAUUUGCAACCAGAUUAGGGCUCGUGCAACACAAGCGCGCCGUGCACAGCGUCAGGAACGAAGCGAGGAGGUACGUCUCGGCGGACGGCGUUUGCCCUGUGUGCCAUAAAGACUUCCGGCAGCGCUUCCGCUGCAUUCGUCACCUCUCGGGAUCCCCCCCCAGCGCAUGCACGGAGAUGCUACGCUCGGGGGCUGUAGAGCCUCUCCCCAACGACCUUGUGGAGUCCCUGGACAGCGCCGACAGGGCGCUGUGCCGGAAGGCAUAUAAGGAGGGGCAUGCCGCGCGCGGCGGCCAGGAGCGCAGGCCGCGCGGUGGCGCGCGGCCUGCGCUCAUCGCGGCCGGCGGAGGGCCGAUGGGCUUGGCGGAGUUCCUGGCGGGCCUGCCGGGCGCGCUGCCCCUGCUGCCGCAGGUGUUGGACAAGAUGCCCAUGGAGGAAUGCCGCAAACGACUCCACGCAGAGGGGGCAGCCACCGAGGGCAUGAGCGACGCCGAGGCCGGGCGCUAUCUUUGUGCGGCCUUGGGCCGGAAGUACUGCGCGCGGUUCCUCCCCGGCGUGCUGGUCGGUCUGUUUUUUUGGGCGUGCGCCAGCCACGUCCUCGACUCGGAUGGCGCGGCGCUCCCGGUGCUGCUCGCGACGCCCGCGCCGCUUAUCUUCCUGAUGGGCAGCCGCGCGCGGUGA